AUGGGCGCAGAUUCUCUGAGCGAGUAUUCAAUCGACUACCGUUUACGCCGAUGCUUUGCUACGCGUUCUCUUGCCAAUGCUCGAAUGCUUGGUGUCUUCCCCGAUGCCCAGGCCGAUGACGGCGCGGAUUAUUGGUCGAUACCGUCAAAACGAUGUCAUAUCGCUUGGGAGACUGGAUUUGCACGGGGAUAUGCCCUCCGAGUCGUUGCCACCCUCCGCGCCAUAGCAGUCAAAGUCGCCUUGGUUACACGCAAGCUCCUCGCAGCCGCAGCCAUCACCGCAACUCUUCGCACGCCACCACCACCGAUGGUGAGCAACUUCACCUCUCGUCAACGCCCGUUGAGAAGGUAUGCUGAGUGUCAUUGUCAUGAUCAUCCUGAUUCGUCUCCUCAAGACGCAUAUACUGGCGGUUUCCAUGACUACCGUUUUUUAUGUCACCCACUUGCUCACGGUCUUCCACAUGAUGGCCUAGUAUGGCCUCGCAUGGUGUCAGGAGCCAUGCAAGAAACCGGUGCCAUGCAAGGCCUAUCACCAGGGAUCCUCUCAUGGCCAUUUAUGGCCUUACGUGGAACCCGAACUUUUGCUGAUGACGGAGAAUUGCGAAUUCUGAGAGAGCCCGGACUGCACCAUUCAUCUCUUUCGGCCAACAAGGAGCUUUGUCCGGCGUUGGCCCCUGACCAAGGCCGGAGCUCACCUCUCGCCUUUCCUUCCAUACCUCAGGACCUCUAUCUUGUACUCAUACCACCUUCAUCCUGGCGUACGGACACUUCUCCGAGGUACGCCCAGCUUCGUCCAUUAUUCAAGGGAUCAACGUUUGCCAGGUCCCUCCACGAACAGCUCCUUCACCCGCCUUCGAAGAGGCUCUCAAAAUCACUCCGCAAGUAA
Messenger RNA from Laccaria bicolor S238N-H82, 885 nucleotides. RefSeq lists its product as uncharacterized. The transcript is spliced from 8 exons. The coding region runs from base 1 to 885 and encodes 294 amino acids. Lineage: Eukaryota; Fungi; Basidiomycota; Agaricomycetes; Agaricales; Hydnangiaceae. The record is from RefSeq and is a predicted model, not a curated record.